AUGGCUGUAGGCAACCUCGACCCAGAGCUUCGGCCUACAGAUCUGUCUGGUGGCACUGGAGCGCGAUUUGCGCGUGCCAUAAUAAUCGUAGCUGGCUCAUGUGCCCUUGUUGCCAGUCUGCUCACCUUUGUGAAGAACUACCGAAAACCCGUCCUACAGCGAUAUGUCGUCCGCAUUCUGCUCAUGGUGCCUAUUUACUCGGGUGCAUCAUGGGCGAGUCUGGUGUCCAUCACCGCAGCGUCCUAUGUAGAUCCUCUGCGAGACGUAUACGAGGCCUUCACCAUCUACACCUUCCUUCAGCUGUUGAUCAACUUCAUCGGAGGCGAGCGAGCCCUCAUUAUCCUCAUGACCGGUCGAGCACCCGUUCCCCAUCCAUGGCCACUAAAUCUCAUGUUUGAGAAGAUCGACAUCUCCGACCCGCAUACCUUCCUCGCUGUGAAACGUGGUAUCCUGCAAUAUGCAUGGGUGAAGCCAUUGCUUUCAGUUGCUGCCAUCAUCAUGAAAGCCACAGGCACAUACCAGGAGGGCUACAUAGGCUGGACGUCAGGCUACUUCUGGAGCGGCAUCAUCUACAACGUCAGCAUCACAAUCAGUCUCUAUGCGCUGGCCAUGUUCUGGGUUUGCAUGUCGCAGGACUUACAGCCUUUCAGACCUAUGCCCAAGUUCUUGUGCAUCAAGGGAAUCAUCUUCGCAUCCUAUUGGCAGGGUUUCUUCUUGUCCAUUUUGGUCUGGCUAGGAGCCAUUCCGGACGAUGUCCCAGGCUACAACCCCGACAAUCUUGCUGCCGCUAUUCAGGAUGCUCUCAUCUGCUUUGAGAUGCCCCUUUUUGCUAUGGCGCAUUGGUAUGCCUUCUCCUGGCACGACUAUGCAGAUGACACCAUUUCUGCUGCGCGACUGCCCGUCAAGUAUGCCUUGCGCGACUCCUUUGGCCCUCUGGAUCUUAUCCAAGACACCAAGGAAGUCUUUGCUGGGAGGCACUACGAAUAUCGGUACUUCGAUGCACGUGACAACGUCCUCGCCCAUGAGCAGUCAGCGUCGCGUGCUGCGCGCAUGGCUGAAGGCAUGAGGUACGAAAGAGGAGGAAAGGGCAAAUACUGGAUACCGAAACCAGGUCAGUCGGAGCAUGAGCCUCUUCUAAACAAGGUCUCGGGAAGUCGAGCCCGAGCCAUGAGUCCUGGACCCCAUCAAGCCUUGAAAGGCACCGGUGCCAUAACUGGCGCUCAUGACGAUGACAUGGAGGACCCCAACCUCAGUCCCGAGGACGAGCGACUGUUUGAGAGUGCACGUGAGCUAGAAUUUGGUGACUGGAAUUACCCCGUCAUCGAAGCGCAUCGAGCAUCGCGUGAGGAUCGACUGUACGGUGAGCCACCUGUCAUCACAGCGGCGACCAACCGCAACUUGCUGCAACCAACUGCGGCGAACAGGAAAAGGAGAAAGAGUCAGAUCAAGGACAUUCAAAAGUCGGUGGAUAAAGGCAAGCAUCGCAGCGACUCGAGCGCCAGCAAUGGCGAAUCUUCACACUCAAAAUCACAUCUGCCAAUCGUUGGCAAGCUACUACGACAAAAGUCGUCGUCAUCGAGCUCAGCAAAGUCUGACAAGAGUCAGCUAGUAGAUUUGGUCGUCGAAGACCACAAUGCCGAAGAAAUAGAGCGUGUACGUGCACGAAAAGAAGGCGGAUCUGCAUGGAACGAAGAGCCCGCGAAACAUUUCGUCAAAACGUUUCCCGGCGCAGGCGCAGAAGAGGAAGUCCGAGAAGGUUUUGCCCCCGACGUACCAGAAGCUCAUAACCCCGAAAUGAUUCAUAACCUGGACUAUCCGUUCACCGUGGAGGAAGAAAGUGAGGAAGAGCUGAAGAAAAAGGGUAUCAAACCUCCCAUCAAUGAAGAGGCCGAGCGGUGGGAGUCGCGUAACCUGGACGAUGAGCCUGACAACUCAAACGACGAUCGCCCGAGCCCGCAGUAUGCCAGUUUCAGAGAGGAGCGAAACAUCUGGAAUGACGACGACCGAUGA
Parastagonospora nodorum SN15 is the source of this 2010-nucleotide messenger RNA. RefSeq lists its product as hypothetical. Bases 1 to 2010 code for a protein of 669 amino acids. The transcript is spliced from 5 exons. Gene Ontology annotation, biological process: transport. The record is from RefSeq and is a predicted model, not a curated record. Lineage: Eukaryota; Fungi; Ascomycota; Dothideomycetes; Pleosporales; Phaeosphaeriaceae. Gene Ontology annotation, molecular function: transporter activity.